AAAAACCAGCAGAAUUUCAGCAAAGUUUUUAAAAAUAUUAUUAACAAAUUAACAAAAUUAUCUAAUUUUUGGUGUAAUAUUUGUCAUUUGAAUUGUUUUCUUACCAUUGAAAACCGAUUAUCUCAAUGAAGAAUACAAGCAAGGCUUUAAUUUUCGUUUUUAUUUCGAGUUUUAAUUUUUUGUUCGCCGUCAGCGACGUUUUGUUGUUUGAACGUUUUCCUGAUCAACGACAGAUUGAAUAUAAUAAACGAUUUGAUGUUGAUGAAUUUUCGCCAUCAAUCCGUCGACAAGAUGAUGACAUUUUAAAAAGACAGAAUCUUGAUGAUGAAAAUCGAUUUGAACGUUUUGAAGAACGAUUUGAUGAGCGAAGAAUUGAAAGUUCUGAUCGAUAUGAUGAUCGCCGAGAACGUUUCGAAGAACGAAUUGAUGAACGGAUUACGGAACGAUCUGAUCGAUAUGAUGACCGUCGAGAACGUUUUGAAGAACGAUUUGAUCAACGGAAUGUUGAACGAUCUGAUCGAUUCAGUGAUGAUCGAGAAGAAAUUCGUGAACAACGACGAUAUCGUGAUGAAGAUGAUCGCCGAAUUGAUGAAGUUGAUCAAGAUCGUCGUCGAGAACGAAUGGAAAGUGAUAGACGAAGAGAAACAGAAUCUGAUGAUCGAAUUAAUAUGGACCGACGUAGCCGAGAACGAUCAAACGAUCGUAUCCGUUAUGACCAAAAUCGACGACGUGAAAGUUGUGAACGAAUUGAUAAUGAUGAAACACGUACAGUUGAACCAAGAUUUGAUCGACGUGAACGUGAAGAGAUGAUCAGUUUUGAACAACGUAAUGAAAAUAAUCUCAAUCGUUGGUCGGAACAUUGGCGUAUGGAUCAAUUUUUAAAACAAGGUACAACAAAUCCGACAACAAAUUUUCUUUCCAAUUCAGUACCCAUUCUUUUGGGAUUUUUGGCUACAUACAAAUUUUUCAAAAAUAAUUGAAUCCAUUCAUUGCACACAUUCAUUUAACUUUCUAUUUUUAUCCAAUAUGUAUGAAUGACUAAUGAUCUCA
Dermatophagoides pteronyssinus (European house dust mite) is the source of this 1050-nucleotide messenger RNA. RefSeq lists its product as uncharacterized. The record is from RefSeq and is a predicted model, not a curated record. Lineage: Eukaryota; Metazoa; Arthropoda; Arachnida; Sarcoptiformes; Pyroglyphidae.